This is a messenger RNA of Kockovaella imperatae, 1497 nucleotides long. RefSeq lists its product as hypothetical. The record is from RefSeq and is a predicted model, not a curated record. Bases 1 to 1497 code for a protein of 498 amino acids. The transcript has 2 exons. Gene Ontology annotation, molecular function: protein dimerization activity. NCBI's taxonomy places the organism in Eukaryota, Fungi, Basidiomycota, Tremellomycetes, Tremellales, Cuniculitremaceae.
AUGGCCACCUCAAAUUCCCCAACUCUUGCUCCCCCUACCACCAACCUUCCCACAACAGGACCUGCUGUGGCCGGUGCCAAGCCAUCCGUCCCUGCCGGUGCGACCAGCAAACCACCGUCCAAGUCGAAGCCUCGAAAACGAGUCAACACCGCUGAGAAGAGGCAUCAACACAAUGCCAUUGAGCGAGCAAGACGAGAGACUUUGAACAGCAAGUUCAUCCACCUUGCUCGACUCUUGCCUGCGCUUGCCAACUCGAGACGACCUUCCAAGUCCGCUAUCGUCAACAGCUCGAUCACUCAUCUCACCUAUCAACGAGAGCAGCGUCUGCUCGCCGUGCAGCUUCUUCGUCAAUUAUGUGCGGAACGUGAUGCUCUCCUCAGCGAAGUCAACGAAUGGCGUUCUCACAGUGGUUACGCCGCCAAGGACGCUGCUCCCGCUUGGAAUGUCCAAAUGGAAGAACUGGCCUCGGUCGAAAAGGAGGUCUUUGGAACUUUCACCAAUUUUGAAGGUGGAGACGACGAUGACAACGACGACAUGGCCGAUGGUAAUGAUCAAUCCUCUGUCCACGAUAGGUCAAUGACAGACAACAACGCAUCAUCUGCCGUUGAUCCUCUUUCGAUCACCCCUCGAUCUCUGAGUGAAGGUCGUUCUGCCCAGCAGAGCAUGUUUGCGCCACCUCCUCCCGCCCAAGUCGGUCUCAACUGGUCGCAUGACUUUGCAGCCGCCGCGUUGGCUGCUGCUGCUAGUCAGAGUCAAUCUCGUCCACCGAUGCCGUCACAUCUCACUUCAUCGGGACACGCAUCAUCAUUUGCCAACUUCCUCGCUGAACAGAUGGACCGUGCUUCUACCGGUUCGCCCGCCGGAUCUCAAUUCGCACCAACCGUCAUGACUCCCAAUACGACCGGUGAUGCCAACCCGUUCCAGACCCAGACACCCUCGCCGAGGUCCAGCCAAAGCGCCGCCAGUGUCAAUGUCCACGCGGACGAGAGCAAGCCAGUCGGUCAGUCAGUUCCUCAAGGCUGGGCAGCUUCGCAAGCUCUCUUCUUCCAGCAGCAACACCAACAGCAGCUCCAGCGAUUACAGGACCAGCAAAACUUGGCUCACGCCCGUCAGAUCCCUGAUCAGCAAUACGGUGGUGCCUCUUCUUUCCCUCUUUCCGCCUUCAUGAACGGUCAGUCUGGCUCUAGCGCUGCUUCAUCCUUCAAUUCAGCGAGCUCUCUCAGCGGUCAGUUCAACAACCACGCCUUCACUCAGCAGCUGUUCGCGAGCAUGUUCCCCAAUGGCAGUAUUCCUUCGCCACAGCAUGAGCAGAUCAAUCAAUGGCGUAAGAACGCCCUUGGUGCCACGCAACCACAAGCCCAGGGCGGGAGCCAGAUGCUCAGCAACGCACCUUCGGUUGAUGAGCUGAGAAACGCUGUGAGGACCGGUAUGGGCUUAGGCCUCGGGAUGGCCAGUCUUUGGUCUGAUGGACAAAAUAACCCCGUAGAGGGAUUCUAG